CGCCACUCCAAUACAUAGCUGGCAGUCGCGGCGGUCGCACUAUAACAGUAGACGAACUUGGAACUUUUUUUAAUUUUGUGUGUGUGGUUGCGACCUCAUUUCAAGCUUUGACAAAGGACCUGAAUUUCAUGAUGAAGGUCGUACUAUUAUGCUUGGCCUUCGCGGCUGUGAGUCUGGCCAUGCCAGUAGCUGAGGAGAAACCCGUCGAGGUACCGGCUCAAGUUGCAGAGGUCAAGUCUGAAGAACCAAAACCCGAAGCUAUUUCUCCACCAGCUGCCGUAGAAAAGAAAGUUGAACCAGAGCCUGAGAAAGAGAAAGCUCCUGAACCUGAAGUCAAGAGUGCUCCAGUCGAAGCUAAAGCUGAAGCUGAGGCGCCCAAACCUGAGGAAGUGAAAGAAGAGAAAAAAGAGGACAAGGCUCCUGAAUCCAAGUCUGCCGAGCCAGCCAAAGCUGCAAAAGCUAAGCCCGAAGAAAGCAAACCAGAAGAGCCUAAGUCUGUCAGCGAAGUUGCUCCUGAGGUGAAACCUGAAGAGUCAGCUAAAGCAGAGGAAGUUUUGCCUCUUGAUGACGCCGCAGCAGCCAAGUCUAUUCCCGAAGAGCCCAUUGACGUCGUUACCGCAAUCAAGUCUCCUGCCGCAGUCGCUGAUGAUGUGGUUGACCCCGCUGCCAUUAUCCCAACACCCGAGAAGAAAAUCGACUUACCUGUAGGCAAGAGUGCCGAACCCAUCGCUGAAGAAAAGAAAGAGGAAUCUGCUCCCGCUGCCGUUGCGGCCGUAGAAGAGAAGCCCGCAGAAACCAAAGCCGAAGAGAAGCCUGCUGAAGUACCUGCUGCCAAAUCAAGCGAAGCUGCCGCCGAAGACAGUCUGCGCGUGGUUCGUGACACCGUUGAGGAGAAAGCUAAGGUUGAGGAGGUCAAAGAGGUGCCCAAACCCGAGGAGGCCAAGCCUGUUGAAGAAGCUGUUAAGGAAGCUGUUAAGGAGGCCGAGCCCGUGAAGGAAGGAAAGGCCAACGAGCCCGCCCUAAGCGAACCCGUGAAGCCCAGCGAGGCCAAGGAAGUCGAGGCCGCCGCUCCCGCCGCCCCCGCUGAGCCCGCUGUCCCUGCUGCGGCUGAAAAGUCCGAGCCCGUGCAGUUCGAGCCAGUCAAGCCCGCCGAGGAGAAACCCAGUGAACCAAAGCCCGAGGAACCCAAAGAGAAGCCGCAAGGUGACGCCCCAGCCCCAAACAGUUCUGAGGAGAGCAAAGAGAGCAGCGAGAAGAAGGAAGAGAGCGGAGAGGACUCUUCCGAGGAGAGCGGCGAGAAGAAGAGUCCCAAAUCUUAGAUUAGUUUGAGUGAGAUGGCGCUAGCGGCGGGCGUGGGUCGACGGCCCUCGACCCCCGCCCCCCGCCCGCGGCCGGUGCGCCGCGCCGCAGCGCGACGUAUGUAUAUGUGAUGCAUGCACGUAUGUAUAUGUGAUUGAGUGAGUGGCAAAAGCCACGUUGACGCGUCUGCGUGGGUAUUCCCGUCUAUUCACUAGAAGACCUAGAGACUUAUUUAAAUAGCCGAAUCGAAAAAUUACCUGCGUUGUAAUUAUUA
This is a messenger RNA of Ostrinia furnacalis (Asian corn borer), 1573 nucleotides long. RefSeq names its product neurofilament heavy polypeptide. The record is from RefSeq and is a predicted model, not a curated record. NCBI's taxonomy places the organism in Eukaryota, Metazoa, Arthropoda, Insecta, Lepidoptera, Crambidae. The transcript is spliced from 2 exons. Bases 129 to 1319 code for a protein of 396 amino acids.